UUGAAGUGGAAGUCUUUGCGGGUCUGUUUACUGUCCAUUUAUGAUCAGACAGGAUUGAGGAACACACUGUUAUGCAUUCAAGCGAUGCAUUUAGGAAAAAGGCUUUUGGUGUGCUGCUCUUGCUGCAGUGGAGCGCUCGAAGCCUUAGCGCAGUGAGAGACGACCCUACAGACACUCAUCCCCACUGUGUCACUGAUGGAUCGACCGUAAGAUGCACAUUAGAAGAGACAGACCUGCUCAGUUCUGACCUUAUUAAAUUGGGAGUCACUGAGGGACAGACAGCGGACAUUUACACAGAAUGUCGACAAAACAGCUCAAAUGGGUUUAAAUGUCUCUGCUACCAAAGGGUAAAUUUCACUAUGCAGCUGUUACAGCACUCUGAGAGAGUUGAAAAUGGAACAUACACUGUACUCUGUGGCAAUCACAGUAUUACAGUUGUGCAGUCACCACAAAGGAGGCCAUCAGUCCCAGUGCUCAAAGCUAUUGCAAGAGCAGGACAACAAAAUACAGCUGAUUUAGUUUGUAUUUCUGAGGGGAACCCUAAACCAAUCAUCAAGUGGUAUGACAACAGCACCAAACCAAAGGAAGAAGGGGAAAAUAGAUGGAAUAGGACAGAGAGCAGUUUGCUUAGUUGUCCUGAUAGUCCAAAGUGCUGUGCCAGUAAUCAGCUGGGGCAAGAAUGUUCUGAGGUCUAUCAUUAUGAUCUGAAUACGAAGGUGGAUGGGCAAAGGGCUCAAAUUUUCCUGAAAUCUGGUCAAUCUUUGCUACUCCGAUGCAAACUGGACUCAAGAAGAAGUCCGGAGUUAAGAUGGUACUUCAACAACUCUUUGGUCAAUGGAGUCACAUCGCUAUAUUUUUACAGUUGGAUGGAGCUCUUCUCUGUUGAAUCAGUUAAUGUGACAAAUAGUGGAGAGUACAUCUGCAAAUCGAAACACAACCACACGGUGUCCACCCAUGUCAGGGUCUUUGAAAACGACAAAAUCGACAUAUUGCAGUUGAAUGCGAACAACAGCAUUCUAGCACAAAAUAAGGCAAGCUUCUGCUUCCAGGCUCUGGUGUUCUCCUACCCAAAAGCCCAGUGCCACUGGAUUACACCAAAUCAAACCAAAAUAGAGUGCAUAGAGACUCAUUACCAUCAUCAUAAGAGUACUUUUAAGUUUUGUAACCCUGAACCAGGACAGUAUCAAAUGAAAAUAGAAACUCAAGAACAUAGUGUCAUAAGGAAUAUGUCUCUUUGCAUAUCAGACAUUCCUAAAAUUAAAAUAAUCAAAGAUUGGAACAUUACCACUUGCAAGACUCAAAGCUCCACACCUGUGGCUCUGUCUUGGAAAAUCUGCCCAUCACAUGCUAAAUGCAUUGAUCCUGAGGACUGGAAUGAGAUGCCCAUUGCCCCCUCCAAAUUCCUAGACUCUGAUCAGUUCUGUCAGAAGAAGACUGUCUUUACCAGAACACGCUCUAACAGAGAGGACCAUCUUAUCAAAUGCUGCAUGACAAACAUAGCAGGAACUCAUUGCAGUGAACAAAUACUACUGCAAACAAACUCCUACAUGGAUUACGUGAUUUACUUUGUGCUCAUCAUUGUACUACUUCUGGUCAUCUUUGCCUUAAUCAUCUUCAUCAGAAUUAAGAAGCCUGUGUACCAGAGCCAGAUCCAGAUGAUUCAGAUUGUCGGACCCAACGACAAUGACUACAUAUACAUUGACUUCAGGGACUUUAAGUAUGACCCCAAAUGGGAAUUUCCACGAGAGAAUCUGGAGCUUGGAAAAGAACUUGGGUCUGGUGCUUUUGGGAUGGUUGUGCAGGCGACAGCGUAUGGAAUCAGCAAGCCAGGAAUUUCUAUUCAGGUAGCAGUUAAAAUGCUAAAGGAGAAGCACCAGGUAGUGGAGAAGGAAGCUCUGAUGUCUGAACUGAAAAUGUUGACUCAUAUUGGACACCAUGAAAACAUUGUCAACUUGCUUGGGGCUUGCACGGGCUCAGGUCCCAUUUACCUGAUCUUCCAAUAUUGCUGUAAUGGAGAUCUCCUGAACUACCUGAAGAGCAACAGAGAGCAUUUUCACAAAUAUCUGACUGAUGCUUUCAACAGGGACAGAUUCCGAGGCCUUUACCACAACUUCCAGCAGAAGAGAAACUCCAGUGAGUUUGUUGAGCUUAGUGACAGCCCGCGCUUGCACAUUGACACAACUCCUGUAUCCAAAGGACAGGAGAAUGAGGCACUGCUCAGUCCCAGCAUCAGCUCAGUGUCUACUAUUGAGGAAAUGCUUGCAUGUGAUGAUGAAAUUCAAGAAGAGGAACUUCAGAGUCUCACCUAUGAUGACCUGCUGAGUUUCUCUUUUCAAGUUGCAAAAGGCAUGGAGUUUCUGUCUGCUAAAAAUUGUAUCCAUAGAGACUUGGCAGCCCGAAAUGUUUUGGUGACAAAUUGCAGACAGGUGAAGAUUGGUGACUUUGGCCUCGCUAGAGACAUUGAAAAUGACUCCAACUAUAUUGUAAGAGGAAAUGUGCGCUUGCCUGUGAAGUGGAUGGCUCCUGAGAGUAUUUUCAAAGGGAUGUACACAAUGCAAAGUGAUGUCUGGGCCUAUGGCAUUCUGCUAUGGGAAAUCUUUUCUCUGGGAGUCACCCCAUAUCCUGGUAUAACUGUAAAUAAUACAUUCUAUACAAUGAUAGAAAGUGGGUAUCACAUGGAGCAGCCCUUUUAUGCAUCAGAAUCUGUAUACAAUGCGAUGCGUCGCUGCUGGUCAAUGGAUCCAGUAGACCGACCCUGUUUUUCCAAGCUUGUGGUCUUCAUGCAAAAGGAGUUGGCUGCUUUGGAAGAGAGGCUCUAUUACAAUGCUGGAGGAUACAGUCAGAGUGACUUAAUUUAUCAGAAUGCUAAACUGGUAACCCCUGACCCUACAUUGAUGGACUGAAGACAAGAUGUCUGUAAGACAUCGCCGGUGAACUCAUCCUCCAACACAGCAAAUACAGAUGAAGGCAAAGCAAUGGAGGUUAGGAGUUCAAACCAGGAGUUUACAAUUAUGUCUGGAUGCUCUGGCAUUGGAACAAAAAACAUCAGCAAGUUUUGUUCAGCACAUGCUUCCAUAAAUAAUUUAUUUCAUAUCCAGUAUACAUUAUUGUUGGAAUUGCAAUGAUUCAUUCAUGUAGAUGUUUUCAAGGCUAAUAAUUGGCAAUAACAAGUAUUCUGAAAUGUUCCAUUUAUUAACUUAAAUGUACAGUGACUUCAUUUUGGGCUCUUCAGAAGGGUGUGAGUGUAAAUGCUGUAAUUAAUCAGUAAUAUUUUUAUAUGUUGUUUCGUGCACCAAGCUGCCAGUAAAUUGCACCAUUUGCUUUCCUAUAAAUGCUGAGAUAAUGAUCCUUCUUUCAUAAACUUAUACCAGUAUUACAGUAAGCUUUUUAGACAAUUGUUGAUUCUAGAAAUAUGAGCUUGGAAAUUAUGAAUAUGUUUUUAAAAGAUAGGUAUUUUUGGCUGUGUCUCACAUUAUGAAAUUGUUUGAUUUUGCUAACUUUUUAACUCAGUUUUUUUUAACUGUCCUUUGACUUUUAUUGUUUAAUCAUUACUUUUGACAUAUUAUAUGUCAGUUUAUCAAUUAUUAACAAGGAUAUUCCACAGUAUGCUUUUUCAUGCAGUGUCAUUGUGACACAAAUGUAAUAUUGCUCAUUUGUCCUGAUAUUCUAGACACAAUGAUGAGUAUAGCAUUCAGUAAAGUAUAACAGUACAGAACUUAACCAUAUGGCAAAAAUCAGCGAACUAAAAAUAUUCACACCCUCUUAGCCUGCUGUUCAGGUUAAACAUGCUUAACUUUUUCACAUCAUUGCCUAUAAAGUGAUAAUGGGAUAAAAUAGUGAUGGCAGUUGCUAUUCUCCUUGCAUUUGGGAGCAUUGGCUCACACAAACCACUUUUUAAAUCAGUUCUUAGGUAGGAUGGUAACUAUAAGAUGCCAAAAAGCAAAUAAAAAAUACAAAUGUAAAACAAGUUCAAUCUUAGCCUAUAAUUCUUUGUUAUUUCAGAGUGUUACAGAGGCCUAUGGCUUACUGUUAAAUGCAAGCCCACAGAAGGUGGCGCGAUAGAGCCCCUAUUGAGACUCUAUUCCCUGAACAUCUCAGGGAAUAGAGUGAUGAAACUGUGAUAAAAAAUAAAAUAAAAUAAAAAAAUUGGGCUCAUCAGCUUUGUGGCUUAAUAUGAAGAAGCAUAUCAGCUUAGACAUUGACAACCUUCAUCAUCACAUUAAGUAUCCAACAAUAGUCUAUUCUUAAAAGGUUUUAGCUGAACAGUUUAUAAUUUCAACCCGCAUGACUGCUCGAGUUUUUGGUGACUUGCCUUACCCCAACGGACAUUGACCUUGUGCAAUAUUGGCUUUUGCCAUUUCCAUUACA
This is a messenger RNA of Myxocyprinus asiaticus (Chinese sucker), 4368 nucleotides long. Its product is annotated as receptor-type tyrosine-protein kinase FLT3-like. The record is from RefSeq and is a predicted model, not a curated record. Gene Ontology annotation, biological process: cytokine-mediated signaling pathway; cell surface receptor protein tyrosine kinase signaling pathway; protein phosphorylation. Gene Ontology annotation, cellular component: signaling receptor complex. The transcript has 24 exons. NCBI's taxonomy places the organism in Eukaryota, Metazoa, Chordata, Actinopteri, Cypriniformes, Catostomidae. Gene Ontology annotation, molecular function: ATP binding; transmembrane receptor protein tyrosine kinase activity. Bases 72 to 2903 code for a protein of 943 amino acids.